Messenger RNA from Prorocentrum cordatum, 609 nucleotides. NCBI's taxonomy places the organism in Eukaryota, Dinophyceae, Prorocentrales, Prorocentraceae. The record is from the annotation of a GenBank genome assembly.
AUGGAUCUGGCGCGCGGCCGCCACAUCCAUGCAUCGGGGGAGGUGCCCCCCAAAAAACAUGCGGCUGGCCGGUGCCGCCUCGCUCGGCGGCGGAAGUCGCGCGUGGGAGCGGGCCCCGUCGCUGCUCCGCGCCCCUUGAUCGCCCGAGCGAAGCGGCGAAGGAGGAGGAUGAGGAGAGAGGGGGGAGGCUCGGCGGCGACCACGGCGACAGGCGGCAUCGCCCGCCGAGCCCGCGGGAGCAAACGCGCUAGUGGAAGGCCUUGUUCCACGCUGCGCGACAUUGGCAGCGCCGCCUCCCGACCACCUCCUCUCGGCUCGCCAGCGCACGUCGCCACUGUGACACUCGCAGCCGCGUGCGAGCGCUCAAGCUUUUUGUUGGGGGGCAGCGGCGAGGGCGGGCGCACGCCCGCGGGCCGCGCGGGGACGACUCGCACACGCAGCGGGCUGGGGCAAGAAGAGGACGGCCGCAGAGGAGAAAACGCGGGAGGAAGCCUCUGGCGCUGCGCAUCUCGAGCGCAACAAGUGCACGCCGACUACUGCAAAGUCCCUGCCUUGCCGGCGUGGGCGCUGGCCUCUGACGCCGCGCCAAGAGACCUCAACCCUGAAUGA